This is a messenger RNA of Cynara cardunculus var. scolymus (artichoke), 2974 nucleotides long. Its product is annotated as DEAD-box ATP-dependent RNA helicase 31-like. Gene Ontology annotation, cellular component: chloroplast. Gene Ontology annotation, molecular function: RNA helicase activity; ATP binding; nucleic acid binding. Lineage: Eukaryota; Viridiplantae; Streptophyta; Magnoliopsida; Asterales; Asteraceae. The record is from RefSeq and is a predicted model, not a curated record. The transcript is spliced from 12 exons. The coding region runs from base 94 to 2721 and encodes 875 amino acids.
CGGUUCUCACCUUAUCUCCUGCGCUUUUAGAAAUUCUCCGGCCACCACCACCACCUAUCGCCGGGAAAUUUUGGUUUCCGUUUCAGCCGUAGCAUGCCAGUUAAUCUCUUUUCACUGCCUCAAUUCCAUCUGCCCAAUUCUUCUUCACUUCCGGUAACUCUUAUCACCAUGCAAACCAACUCCUCAUUAUCCAGAAUCGGUCCGGUUUUCACUCGUGCUUUCCCUGAUAGACUAAGCUCUCAAUCUCUAUCAUCUUCAGAUAACCUAGGAUUUCCGAAAUUGAUGACAACAGUCCAGCCGGGAUUACAUAUUUCGACAAGCAUUUCGAAACACGGAUCUGAAAUUAGGGCCGCCAAGGGCUUAAUUGAGGAUGAAGCUGAACUUAGUGGCUGGUUUAAGAAAAGUCAGUACAGCGAGAGUGAUGAUGGCGGUGAUGACUGGAGAAGUAGUGAUAGAGGUGGGAGGGGUGGUUCAGCUGUGAAGAGGCGGUCCGAUGAUUAUAAUGGAGGGUAUGGUAACAGAGAAAGAGGAGGAGGUGGAAAUAGGGGUUCUUUUGGUGGUAGUUCAAGAGGAAGAGGGCGAUUUGGAGGAGGGAGGGGGUCAAGUAACUUAGCAGGUAGAGGGAGAGGAAGAGGGAGAUUUGGGGGUGAAAUAGGGAGGAGAAAUGAUGGUUUUUCUCGUGAUUCAAAUAGGGAAGAUGGAAAUUGGGGUUCCUAUUUUGAUUCAUUUCCUAAAGAGAAAGAGCGAUACGGGCGUGAUACAGAGAGAGAAGAUGAUCGAUUUGUGUCGAAUAGGAGAGAUGAUAGGUUUGGUGGGAGUGGUAGAGGGGGAGGGAGAUUAGGAGGUGAACUAGGGAGAAGAAAUGAUAGUUUUUCUCGUGAUUCAAAUAGGGGAAAUGGAAAUUGGGGUUCAUUUGAUUCCUUCCCUAAAGAGAAAGAGCGAUACGUGCGUGAUCCAGAGAGAGAAAAUGAUCGAUUCAUGUUGAAUAGGAGAGAUGAUAGGUUCGGUGGGAGUGGUGGAGGGAGCGGAGGAGGUGGUGGAGUGAGAACAGGUGUUAAGAGUAUGGGAACAGGAAGUUUGAUGAUGUCCGAUGAAGAAGAUGUGGAUGAUGAAGAGGGAGAAAAGAUAUUAAUGCAUAAUUAUAAAGAAUUGAUCAGUGACGAAGAAGAUAAUGAUGAGUACGAAGAUGAUGAAGAGGAUGAUGAUGGGGUUUUAGGGAAGGGACUUUCUUUGUCUGGAUUGGACAUUGAGGAUGGCGCCACGAGUUCGCCAAGAGUUUCUGCUGAUGGAAAUGAAUCUUAUCUAAGUGAGACCAGGUUUGAUCAAUGUUCAGUUUCACCCUCGUCUCUAAAAGCAAUUAAGGAUGCUGGAUAUGAGAAGAUGACCAUUGUACAGGAGGCAACACUUCCUGUUAUUCUCAAAGGGAAGGAUGUGUUGGCCAAGGCUAGGACAGGUACCGGAAAAACUGUUGCAUUUCUGCUGCCAGCGAUUGAAGUAGUUGUGAAUUUGCCACCUGUUGGCCGUGAUGAAAGGUGGCCUCCAAUUGUAGUCCUUAUCAUAUGCCCUACUAGAGAGCUUGCAAGUCAGGCUGCAAUGGAGGCUAACAAACUGUUGAAGUAUCAUCCUUCUGUGGGUGUUCAAGUUGUUAUUGGAGGCACCAGACUUGCUACAGAACAAAGGCGCAUUCAGGCAAACCCAUGCCAGAUCCUUGUAGCGACUCCUGGAAGGCUUAAAGAUCAUAUUAUGAACACUUCUGGAUUUGCCAAUCGGAUAAAUGGCGUUAAGGUUUUAGUUCUUGAUGAAGCUGAUCAUUUAUUGGACAUGGGAUUCCGGAAAGAUAUCGAGAAUAUCAUAGCAGCUGUCCCAAAACAGCGACAGACACUCCUAUUUUCAGCCACUGUCCCACCUGAGGUUCGGCAAAUCUGUCAUAUUGCUUUGAAAAGAGAUCAUGAAUAUAUCAACACAGUUGAAGAAGGUAGUGAAGAGACACACACACAGGUCCAACAAAAGCAUCUAGUUGCUCCAUUGGAGAAGCAAUUUUCACUGCUGUACACUCUUCUGAAAGAUCAUAUCGUGGAUGAUCCCGACUAUAAGGUUCUGGUGUUUUGCACGACUGCCAUGGUUACCAAAUUGGUGGCUGACCUUCUUGGUCAACUGAAGUUAAACGUCCGAGAAAUACAUUCCAGAAAGUCCCAAAGUUACAGGACUCAAGUUUCUGACGAAUUCCGGAAAUCAAAGGGUCUUAUUCUGGUAACUUCUGAUGUGUCUGCUCGUGGAGUCGAUUAUCCAGAUGUAACACUUGUAAUUCAGGUUGGCCUUCCUGCUGAUAAAGCUCAGUAUAUACAUCGGCUUGGAAGAACUGGCCGUAAAGGUAAGGAAGGGCAAGGGAUAUUGUUGCUAGCACCCUGGGAGCAAUUCUUCUUGUCUACCCUUGCGGAUUUGCCUAUUUCAAAAGCCGAGCUACCUCUGAUAGAUCCGGACACAAAGAAAAAGGUGGAGAGAGCGUUGUCGUAUGUGGAUAUGAAAAACAAAGAAUCUGCAUAUCAGGCGUGGUUGGGGUAUUAUAACUCCAACAAGACCGUUGGCAAGGACAAGCAGAGGCUCGUGGAGCUUGCGAAUGAGUUUAGCCGAAGCAUGGGGCUCGAUAUUCCACCAUCAAUUUCCAGGCUUGUCCUCGGUAAAAUGGGACUCAAGAACGUUCCUGGUUUGCGCUCGAAAUAAAGAUCCAAGGAGGGAGGAUGGUAAACAUGAAAUUGCAACAAAUUUUGAUUUGUGGGUAUUUUGGCAUUUUGAAAAGACAAAGAGGAAGAACAUAAGCAAAUUUAUUGGAACAAAUCAGCCAUAUAUUUCUGUUGUAAAUUAGUAAAAAGUUGUGUGUAUGUAGCUUUUGUUUCAUGAAUCUAAGUAGAAUUCAUUUUAUGGUAUAUUUGUACAGAUCAAUAGAGAUGGGCAAAUGUAACCGGGCCUUAAGAUC